AUGAUGAGAAGUGAUAUUCGGAGAUGCCGCAGGUGCAAAAGAAAGAGAUUGGAUGAUGAGCCUAUGGAGGUGAGGCAGUACAAGACAUGUGCCAAAUGCAGAAUAAUAGAGAGAAAUAAAAAGAAUCUGCGUAAACCAUUAGCCAUAGAGACUAUGCUUUAUGGUUUGAAACAAUUUCGAGAACAACAAUCCACUGAAAAUUACAUUGAAGAGGAAGGACUUUUAAAAGAUGAAUUUUUCAAACGAUAUCACAACAAGCCAUUCAAUUACGAUGCGGAGAUUGCAAAAGUAUUGAAUGACCCAAACUAUGAGCCUCCGGUUAUUACAAACAUCACAGACGAGAUAAUAGAGACAUCGGACGUCGCAUCACCAAAUGGGACCAGAUAUCAGGUGACUAUUAGGCGUGAAGAGCCAAGUUCACCUACGAGAACGAGGAUACCUCGAGCAGAAAAGAUUAAAAAACCAAGACAGCCCUACAAAAAAAGCACUGCACAGUAUAAGCAAAUGCUUUCACAUGUCAGUGCACACCAUGUACCACAUCCGAUCUCUAUUGUUACUCGCUCGCAACCAUCUGUGGACCGAAUUGAUGAAAAGGAGGAACUCAUUGGCGAACUUUUAGCAUUGGGUGAGGGAAAGAAUUUGGAAUGUUCUUUCAAUGGUCAUGCAAAUCCAUAUCAAUUUGCUAAUGUGUAUUCCAAUUUUGAGCAAUAUUUGCAGCGCAUACUCGAAUUAAAAUCAUCCAAAAAGAAUAUUUCCAAUUUGGUGUUUUUAAAAGAGUUUAGGGACUCAUUUCCCAAGGAGAUGUCGAAGUAUCAUGCCGAUGCGUCAGUUGGUGAUCGAAGUUCCCAAAACCUUGAUUUGAAUGAAAGGCAAUCGCGAAUGAAUUUAUUAAGCAAUUUGAAAGCAUUGUAUGUUGACCCUAUCAUAGCGUCCACAUCAUUACCAUUUGAGCAAAAAUCCAACAACUUGCACGAUUUCAAAUACCCCAGUGAAUUGAGAUGUUAUUACCAAUAUCGGGACAGGGUAGAAGUCGCCGAUAACAAACUGGAUCCCGUUAACUCGACAAUCAGUCUUAGUUAUCAUAAAAAAUACAAUAUAUUGACGAUCAAGUUCAAUUUGGUUGUCAUUGAUAAGCUUAGCCAAUACCCUAGCGCCUUAAAGGAUGCAGUAGUGGAGUUAUUGAAGAAGACAGAUGCAAAGCCUGUGUAUGACGAUGAUAAGAAUGUACAAGAACUGGUAUUUCAAGAACUACAAAGCAUGCGUGACACAUUCGAAGAGAGCGUGAAGGUAUACAUUGAUAGCUUUACAUUGGAGAAAUUGAGUGACUUGCUUGCAGCCAUCAACGACGAAGUGCUUCCUGAAGAUGGUGAUGUGGUUGUCGAAGAGGAACUAGAUGAUGAGCUCGAUGGAUCAGAUGAUGAUGUUGAAGCUGGCGUUGAAGGUAAUGCUGAGGUCGACGAUGAGGAUGAUGAGGAUGAUGAUGAUGAUGAUGAUGAUGAUGAUGAUGACGGUGUUCUCGAGGAGAAUGGCGAGGAUGACGUCGAUGUUGACAACAACAACAACGACGAUGGCGACGAUGAAGUUGACGAUUCAAAACAUCUGCAACCGGGUAACGAUGAUGUAGCUGAGACUCCAACCACAAAGAGUGAUGUUUUGUACAAAUCCAUUUCGGAGGUUGCUACAGAGGCGGUCGACCCGACUUUAAAGCUGUGA
Lodderomyces parapsilosis is the source of this 1713-nucleotide messenger RNA. RefSeq lists its product as uncharacterized. The record is from RefSeq and is a predicted model, not a curated record. Lineage: Eukaryota; Fungi; Ascomycota; Pichiomycetes; Serinales; Debaryomycetaceae. The transcript has a single exon. Bases 1 to 1713 code for a protein of 570 amino acids.